CCGGCGGUUCCCGGGGCGGGCCGGGGCUGAGGGCCGGCUGCGGGGUGACAUCUACGUCUGUGUAUGGAGCGGCCAUGCUGACUCCCAGGUGAUGCCAGCCCCUGUACCGUGCUGACCCCCAGGUGAUGCCAGCCCCUGCCCCGCUGUCCUGGCCCACUGAGGUGUGACAGCAGCACCACGGCGGGGCUGGCCCGGCCCACGCGCUGCAGGGUGGUCAUCUACCUCCAGAAGGACAUGUCGGGGGACACGUGCCUGGGCAGUGCCCUGUGCCCAGCCGUGGGCCACAAGCCCAAGGCCAGCGGGCUCAAGGGUGGCAGCCUGGGGAACAAGUACGUGCGGCUCAACGUCGGGGGCUCGCUGUACUACACCACGGUGCAGGUGCUCACCAGGCAUGACACCAUGCUCAAGGCCAUGUUCAGCGGCAGGAUGGAGGUUCUCACCGACAAGGAAGGCUGGAUCCUUAUAGACCGUUGUGGGAAGCACUUUGGAACAAUUUUAAACUAUCUCAGAGAUGACACCAUUGCACUUCCAAAACACAGGCAGGAGAUCAAAGCGUUGAUGGCAGAAGCCAAAUACUAUCUCAUCCAGGGCUUAGUGGACAUGUGCCAAGCAGCCCUGCAGGACAAGAAAGACUUGUAUGAACCUGUCUGCAGCAUCCCUAUUAUCACCUCUCCAAAAGAAGAGGAAAGACUGAUAGAGUCAUCAAUGAAACCUGUUGUUAAACUGCUGUAUAAUAGAAGCAACAAUAAAUAUUCCUACACCAGUAACUCAGAUGACAACCUGCUGAAGAACAUCGAGCUGUUUGACAAGCUGUCCCUGCGCUUCAACGGCAGAGUGCUGUUCAUCAAGGAUGUGAUCGGGGACGAGAUCUGCUGCUGGUCCUUCUAUGGGCAGGGCCGCAAGCUGGCCGAGGUGUGCUGCACCUCCAUCGUCUACGCCACGGAGAAGAAGCAAACCAAGGUUGAAUUCCCCGAGGCACGAAUUUACGAAGAAACACUGAACGUGUUGCUGUACGAGACACCCAGAGUCCCAGACAACUCACUGCUGGAGGCCACGAGCCGCAGCCGGAGCCAGGCCUCGCACAGCGAGGACGACGAGGGCUUCGAGCUGCGCGAGCGCGUGCGCCGCAUCCACGUCAAGAGGUACAGCACCUAUGACGACCGCCAGCUCGGCCACUAGCCUGUCCCUGUCCCUGCAGCUCGGCCACUAGCCUGUCCCUGUCCCUGCAGCUCGGCCACUAGCCUGUCCCUGUCCCUGUCCCUGCAGCUCGGCCACUAGCCUGUCCCUGUCCCUGUCCCUGCAGCUCGGCCUGCCCAGCUCACCUCCUCGUCCUUGCAGGGAUCCCUGCACGCUGCCCGUCCAUCUUCACCGGGCGCCUCAGCUCCCCUGAGAAGCGAACGGGGAUUUGUGUGCACAAAGCAGCACUAAAGGCUUGGAGAACUGAGUUGUGCACUUGUGCUUUACCUGCAGACUGGCCCCUCUUCCUGCUGGGGAGAGGAGAUUUGGAGCACUGGUUCUCAGUUUGUGGUUGCUCUUUCCUAUCUAAUGCUUUGCCAGUUUCCCCCUUGCCAUAAGCAGCGCUGCUCUUCCUGACUGAAUGGUGCCGAUUGAAAAGCUCUCUCCAGACUGCUCCCCUUUCAGGGCUUUGUGUCAUGGAACUCGCAGUUAUUAACUCAAGAUACUGAAGAGAGGACUUGCAUGUGGCUGCUCUUGGCAGACACUACAGGGAAUAACCCCCAGGAGGAACAUUGAGCUGGCCAGUCAGCUGCACCUAUGCUCUCCCACCCCUGUCCCCAGAACACCUGCAAAGGUUUAUGUUCCAGGAUAGUGACUUUAAAACUCUUUGAUUCCAAGGCAAGCUCUUCCAAAGUGCUAAGAAUCAAGUCAUCAGCCCUCCUCAUGUGAAAAAUGGAAGUCUCUGAUGUAGGUAAUGACUUGUCCUGGGAGAGGGGGAAAUGGGUUUGGUGAGGGAAGAAGCCUGAAGUAAGCAAACACGAGCAGAUUGUGGCAGUGUUGCCCUGGCUGAACCUUGUCACAGUGAAAUCCUGUUUAUAUAAACAAGGGCAAUCUGGGGAAUUGGUUUUACAUUAGUUUCCUCCUGUGGCCUAGAAGUGCUAUUUAAUGUUAAAUUUCUCAAGCAGCAGGAGAAAAUUGCAGUGGCUGGAGAAGUAGAGGCUAAACAGUGUUUUCUAAGGCUAGAACAUGUGAAUUCAAGUUCUGUGUCCUGAAUCCCUUCUGGAGUGUAGAAGUUGAAGAAGAAAAACAACUGUGAAAAUCCUGUUCUAAUGUGGAACUACAGGAGGCUUUGGGCAUAGGAGAGAGGUGGCUUAUGCUGGAUUUUAAACUGAAAUAAUCACUUUUAUUGUGAGUGUUUGGCUGGGUGCUGAUUGUACAGGGCACUUCAGGAGGUGGGAGUCAAGUCUGCUCUGCAAAUGGAAAUUUCUGAAAAUUUUCUGGAAACGGUUUCAGGUUUAUUAUGAAAAUCCAUUAUUGUAUUUUUAAACAUUUGCUUGUAUGUUUGAGCUGUAGGUAGCAGCUUUGCCACUGUCAUCCAUGGUUAUUCCUGCUGGCUGCCCGUUGGGAGUCAGGGAUAUGUUGGGUAUGUUCCACAGCUGCCUUUGUGCUCCCGUAUCAUACUUGGUCACAAAGCUCCAGAUUCCACAAUGGUCAGUCCUGAACUGCUUUGGCCAGUGCCAGAUCUACCUGUAAGAUUUAAAGAAAUUUACUGCAAAAGCCUGACAAGAAAAUAAUCCCAAAUUACUGCAGGGAGUUCAUAAGGAGAAUUGAAAUGUAGGUGGUUUGGGCGUAAUAGAAGCAGGAGAGGGAACCAAAAAUUAUUUGCACUCAUUUAGGUUUUUCAAAAUUAAAUUGUUGUGGGUUGAUAAAAAACCACUAACAGACUUUCAGGAUUUUCUUGCCAGUACACGUGGCAGGAUUCACUUCAUUCUUCUCACAUUCAGGAAGCAGCAUUGCACAGGGAUGCACCUGCCUUCUUGUGAAAGGCCUCUUGAAAUUUCUAGUAAUCCUAACAACCUCUUUUAUACUGCUUUCUGUAAGUUUUUGUUUUCCAGCUGGUUAUUCUGUUGUGCCAGGGAAAAUAUAGCUGUUGAGAUUAGUUUCAACAAGAUUUUUGUGGUAUUUCUCUCUAAUUCUGUUAGAGUGUGAUGUGGAUUUUAAAAUUUUUUUCCCCUCCACUGAUGCUAUUUAAUUUGAAAGCACCAUCAGAGGCUGCAGUGAUGGGGUCUUUGUGCUGCAUUUAAUAGUUUCAAGUUAUUAUCUUGUGCUUUUUCUGUCUUGUAACAACGGCUGAUGCCAUUUAGAAAACACAUGGCACUUCUGUUUCUUGGCAAGUGUUUUAUAUUAUUUUUUUCUUGUUACUAUUGUAGUGAAUGUUAACAGAGUAAGUAAGCGAUGCUGAUAGCCUUGGAAAAACUGCAUUUAAACGAAGUGAUAAGCAGAAAAAUGUCAUAUUUGCAUUUAUUUUUUUGGGGGAGGACAGAUAUGGGAAGGAGUGUGUGAUAGAGAAUGUCAGAUCCAUGUGCUGCUCCAGAGGCUUUCUGUACUCACAGGAUUCAUUAAUGAAGUGGAUCCAACUUGUGAAGUAUAACACCGUAAGAAGCAGAGAAAAGCUGGUGUUUUGGUUUAGUUUUCCUUUCCCUAUUUCCCACAGCCAACAAGUAGUAUUAAUUUCUGAUUUGAAUUUAAAUUAAUUAACCUGGGAAGCAAACAGUUUUGAGAACCAUCUGGGUUGUGAGAAUCUUUUACCAAAUGCAAAGGAUCUUCCUGGUAUUUGUGGAAUGUGGAGCAUCAGUAAGAACUGUCAGCAGUUGUGAACAUGUUUAAAAUACGUGCAGAUUAUCCUUUUAAUUUCACUCUGGUUCCUCCUGAGUCCUGUUUGACUGGCGUGCUCCAUGGGGUAUCACUGGAUAUCCCUUGCCCCAGAAUCAUGCCCUGGGGUUGUCCAAUCUCUGUCCAAGCAGGUUCUGAUCAUUUCGAGGACUGAAGUUGUGAUGUAACAUGUGCUUUGUAUUCUCACCUUAAUCAGUCUUUACAUAAUUGAAGGCUAUUCAUUAUUGUGACAGGAGUGUUCUAGACAUUCUAAAACAUGAGUUUACAGCCUGGUGUAGUGCAGAAGCAGCAGCAGUGAGCAGAAUGAUGCAGUUUAAAGGCAGCAUUGGCUUUGCAGUGAGCUCUCCAAGGAUCCUCUCUGCUCAGAUUCAGCACAGAUUAAGACAAUACAGGCUUCUAAUUAUAUUCAUUUGUCUGUAAGUUAGACUUGUACUGGCUUCCACCCAGACCAUCAGCAGUGGGUGCACUAAGGAUGUGACCAGGAAUUUGGAGUAGCCUUUGGGAGAAAAAAGAGCCUCUGCCCCACUUAGGGUGUGCAUUAUAACAACAUUAGUUGUUCUUACAGCACUCCUGUGCUCUUCACUCCUAAAUGUAGUCAAACCUUUGUGCAUUCAGGCACUGCCUCGGCGGAAGAGGGAGUGAAUGGGAGCCUUUCCCUGCCGAGGCUGUGCCAAAGGGCCAUGGGAAGUUUCCCAAAGGGAGUGCCAGUGCCCUGGCUCCCUGUGCAGGGAGGGAGGCUCUCUGUGUGACACUGCCUGCUGGGCAGGAGCUCUCUAGGAUCCUGUCAAUGAGCCAGCAGGGUCAGAGGAGAGAGCUCUGCAGGGCUCAGCUCCAGCCACUGCUCAACUCUGAGACAGCAGUCCCUGCUUAACUUUCACCUUGACAUUUUGGGUUUUGAGCAAAAUGCUGAGAUGUUCCACUCCAGUGACUUUCAUCUUUUGCACUUCUUGGUUAAAAUAGAAAAUCAGUGAUGGACAGGGAGGGUGUUGGAGGGACUGUGCUGUCCCUGAGAGCUGUGUUUGAAUGGACAUUGCUGGCUGUGGGCUUGGUUUGAUUUUGUUCUUCCCACGGUUUUCCAUUUCCAGACAGAAUUGUCUCCAGGCAAUACUGGAUGGGUCUGCCCAGCAGCUGCUGCCUUACACAAUCAGGUUGUGUUCUGUGACAAUCCUUGCAUUCAGUGCUCACAGCCACCUUUUCCCUGUGCUGUGGGAGAGCUCAGGUGUGCCUGGGAGGUGAGUCCUGCUCCAGCUCUGUCCCUCCCUCAGGUACACAGGGCAGGCUCUGUUUUUUGUGUGGCUGUCACUUCUCAUCCAAUGGAACAGUAGUAAGACCCUCCCCUACCUCACAGGAUGGCUGACACUUAAUUUGUUUAUUAAGAGUAAAGGAUUCUUUUGGAUUUCUAUGAUAUUUUAUAUCCAGAGGAUAGCAAAUAUGAUUGCUCAUCUUGUUUAAACUGAUAUUCUGUGAUCAAGUUAUUUUCUUAGAGAUUCAAAUCUUAGAGAUUUGUUUUAUUUUCAUGUAUAACUUUUAAGGGUCAGUUUUACAGACAAAGUACCUAGUUAAUGCAGUAAUUAAUCAAUUAUCUGUUGAUUAAAGUGUUUCCCCAGUGCAUUAAAUGGAAAUAGAACACUAAUUUUUAAUAAAGUGUUAUAUUUUGUCUUCUG
This is a messenger RNA of Cinclus cinclus, 5513 nucleotides long. RefSeq names its product TNF alpha induced protein 1 (gene TNFAIP1). The transcript is spliced from 7 exons. Gene Ontology annotation, molecular function: ubiquitin-protein transferase activity; protein binding. The record is from RefSeq and is a predicted model, not a curated record. Gene Ontology annotation, cellular component: Cul3-RING ubiquitin ligase complex. Bases 235 to 1179 code for a protein of 314 amino acids. NCBI's taxonomy places the organism in Eukaryota, Metazoa, Chordata, Aves, Passeriformes, Cinclidae. Gene Ontology annotation, biological process: protein homooligomerization; protein ubiquitination; negative regulation of Rho protein signal transduction.